GACGGGGGUGUCUGAGCGAGUAGUGAGAGGGGAGAGAGAGGUAUCCGUGUGGCUGCCUCCACAAUCCACACGCAGUCCCGACCACGGGCCACAGUAUCAGCUGGCGACCCGUAGGACCUGUAAGGGCGUAGCUCUCACCCAACGCCCCAUCGCCCGCCCAUCAUACACCACCACCACCAUCACCGCCGCCCUUCAACAUCCUGAUGAUCUCUCCGCCACCAAGCGACGGUCCCGAAUAACGAGGCGCUCUGGCCUGCGCAAGUCCUGCUGAGGUGCGCAAUACGCCUUUCGUUUAGCCACUCCGUUCUAGACACCCAGAGGAAGGAGCAUUUCAGAGGACAUCCCCAAGUCUCCAGCUUAAAGACAUUGCUUCUCUCUCUCUCUCUCUCUCUCUCUCUCUCUCUCUCUCGUGGCAUUUCAGCGAGUGAUAAAUGUGCAGGGUGCUUCAUUGUCUCUCCGUGGUCUCCGUCUCUCUCUCUACUAGUGAACUUUGGCCAUUGUGAUUGAAACGGCUAUCUAGAUAGGCGUGUUUCAGUGCUGAAGAAGGAGGACGAGGCGCGUCAUGUGUUGUUAUUCAGUGCGGACUUUCACCAAAUAUCCAGCGUGGAAUAAUUCCUGACCUUCGCGGCUUCGGGUGAAAUAGAAUCUGGUGUUUCAUAUCUAUUGAGAGGAAGGAGGAAAAGAAGGAAUAGAACGAAAGGAAUAUAUAUAUAUAUGUAUACACAUGAGAGACGAGCUCCUUCUGUUUAGUCCAUUUCCUGAAUAAGGUCAUUUUGUCAUCAAAACCAGUCUUCCGUGGACAACUCCUCCGCAAAAACCGUCCACUUUGCAGGAGCUUCGUCGCAGACUUUUACAGCAAGUGAAGUGAUUACACGAGGAAUACAAAAAUAAAAAACGUGAAUUGACUUUAAAAGCUCAUGAGCUUUAAAUUCUACGAAUGCGCACACACACACACACACAAUAGUAGCUGAAUAACGGGUUUCGUAAACUCUUGCAAAAAAUGCUCCACUUUUGCCACAAAAGCUCUCGGUUAGCAAGUGUUCCAUAACUGGUGAAGGUGUUAUCAAUAACAGCACGUUAUUGGUGUGUUUGCUUCAUACCCAUGUACGUAAACCGUCCCGGGAUGCCACGCCCCAAUUGAGGAAAGGAUCCAUAACGGGGUGGACUAUACUGUCACAAGGGUAGACAGACAUCUUUUAUUCAACCGCUGUCCAGCAAAACAUAGUACGCUUAAUCCCGGACUCCUUCCUAUGAACUAGAGUGACUGAAAGACUUUCCUAUACAUGCGUAUUUAUAUAUGUGUUGUUGUGGUAAAAGAAAACACGGACACUUGUCAUUAAUGCAGCGCUGCAUGCAGUCUAGUUAUGAUCACUACAUCGUAUUGCAAAUGAGUUGCCGAAUUCAGUGAUACGGUAUUUCUGGCUAUCAUCCCUAGUGUCCAACGAACAACAACCACCCUUGACCCCAUCACAUGCACAGAAGCCAUCCAUUGGUAUACAGAACUCAUUUCCUGUACGGCACCGUUAUUGCUACAACAUUCACAUCCUUAUUCUCUCUCUCUCUCUCUCUCUCUUGCUUUCAUAAACGAAUCCGCAGUUCAUUGUUUUCAUUGUAUUCUUAUGCCAUUUCGGAUACAUUCAGUUCAUUCGGCAUUCUAAUGAAGACACUUAGUGGACUCUUAUCCUGUUCAUUCCAGAAACGAUGCCAUAUUUAACUGGUUAAGCAGACUACGGCCUAAAUCCUCUCAUUUUGUGGUCGUAGUCGACACGGACACCGGGAACGUGACACAAACUCUUCAGCAUCAUAUCACGUUACACGAUUUCCACGAUUACAUUACGUUCCUUCUUCCAACCUACAAUCGGCCCCUUCCCUCUGAACUCCCCACCUGACUACCAAGUAAGAACCUACGUCUCCCCCUCCUUUCCCCCCCCUAUCUUCCAUUUGGUGCAGUCUCCCUCGGCAUCUCCCCCCACCUCCUCCCUUCCUACAAUAAUCUCCCCUUCACCCUUCCCACCCGUCUCCCAGCAUCCCUUUCGUGUAGAACUACCCUCAUCUUCAACCUCGUCAUCAACUCUCAUCCUCACUGGCAACAGUUCUGUAACUGUAGGGAGAGAGAGAGUGGGCGAGAGAAAAAAUUGAGACACAUACAAACACACAAACACGCACACACACACACACUCACACUCACACACUCUCUCUUUCACAAGCCUUACGCCUCAUCCUAACUGGCUUCACUCAGACACCGCCCAUCGCACCAUCAUCAACAUCGCUAUCUUCUCCCUCCCUAUUCACCAAUUCCCCCUUAUUUUUCUUCUCCUUCUUCUUCUUCUUCUUCUACCCCUCCGUCUCAAAUAAAAAAAAUGGUGGGAUGAACAAUAGGAAAAAUAUCUGAAGAGAGUUGUUCCUCUCCGCAAUACGCAGCUCUUGUAGUUUGCCAGAUCAGUCUGUCUCGAUAUCGCUUGAUCGUUUAAAGAACUUUUCAUAAACAAUUCGCAUUCGUUCACGAAAAACUUGACUCGUCAUUGAAAGCAGAAAACUACUAAGAAAAGUAGGGAGGAACGUUUUGAAAAAUUCAUAUCUUCUCUUUUAAGUGAAUCUCUUUCCCAACCCCCAAGAAAAAAGGGAGACCUUUUCUGUCACCGACGACCCUUUGCACUGCUGCUUCUACUACUAGAUCUCGGCCAGCAGUAGGGGACGAUAGCCAGUAGCAGAGCCGUGGUGGUGUCCAUGUAGAAGCCCAGGAGAGCCCCAGCCGAACACGCUGCUCUUGCUUCACAAUGUUUCGUAGUUCAGGAGCGAGGAUGCCUUCGGUAGGAGGGGGCAGCGUGGACAUCCGCUCCAUCUUGGCUAGUGUCCUUAAUGUUAUCAAGAGUAGAGCCAAUCAAAUCUGUGCCUCCACGUGCGAUGGACUUAUUCUUCGAAUGCAUUACAGAUGGACGUUCUGCAUGUUAUUGGGAGGCUUCCUUACAGUAUGGUACUCAUGGUACCACCGGGACGUGAUCACUUGUGUGUCGCACUUCAACGCAGAGACUCAAGUUCGACUGGACUACAUCAACGUCUGCCUCUCGUACCCUUACGUGGAAGAUAACGGCUCUAGGCGAUAUCUACUUUUCUACAGAUGGAUAUCUUGGUCUUUGCUGGUCUUGGCUGGGAUUUAUUAUAUCCCAAGGAAAGUUUCGAAAAAUUUUGACAAUGCAAGAUGCAAGAAGCUCUUGGAAGAUCUUGCAGCAAAUGCCCACCGAUACGACCAGGCUGAAAAGGAGUUGGUGGAAAGAGCAGCUAGAUAUAUUUUGUUCAACCUCAAGACGCACAAUGGACUUUACUGGAAGUUUCUUGCAGUCAAUAUUUUGUCCCUGGCAGUUGAUAUUUUUGCAAUGCAAUAUCUGGAUUUCAUACUUCAAGGCAGGUUCCUUCAAUACGGCUUCAAGGCCUACCCAUUCGAAAGAGACCCUCAAACAUUCUCAGACUACAUGUCUCAGAUGUUCCCUCCCUUUGCGUCCUGUGAGCUCUCUAAUGAAAAUCAGCUAGUGAACAAACGUAUUGAGAAGUUUGGUUGCCAUCUCACCAUCAUGGAGUUAUAUGAGAAACUAUUCUUGGUACUGUGGCUCUGGCUGAUUUUCCUCUCCUUCGUCACCUGCUGUUAUAUAGUGUUCUUGUUUUCGAUGUGGUUACCAUGUAUGAGGACUUACCUUUUGAGAUUUGCAAAGCCAAUCCACUCUGAAAAUAAAGCAAGGGAAGUUAUUUUGAAUGUCUCUAAAAACUGCAAAAUUGGCGAUGUUUACCUGUUGUACCGUCUCAAAUCUCACUUGAGUCAUGCAAGGUUUUACGAAUUGAUGUCAAGAUUGUCUGACCCAAAUCUUUUGAGCAAACAGAUACAGCCAGCCAUCCCACCUGGAGUAACACAAGAUAAGGACAAGAUGCCCCACAAUAAGCAAGUGGAUACACUCCGAAAUCGCAGACCUAAUGUACCUCAAGACCCUCCUAUCAACCCCGAUUAUCUACAUCAGUUGCUUACCAAUCCUGAAAUGAUGGCCCGUCAUCCACAGCAGCAUCCCGAACAGCGGACGCCCCUCUUGAAGAAGGGAAACACAAGCAUACUUAUUGAAUAAUAGUGUUUAGAAAUGAAGAAAAUGAAACUCUUUACCGUUGCCAUAAAACUAAACGUGCCUUGUGCACAUAGCACAAUUGUCAUGGCAGCCUUUUGAUAUCUAAUGUUUCCACAACAAAAGACAUAUAAGCCCUGUAAACCAGGGGGUCCAAGUACUGUUGAACACCAGUGCUCGUGGUGAUUCCAUAUCGCCUCGUAAGCAUAUUAAACACAAGUUACAGUUUGCAAGUCGAUGAUAGUUUUCUAAAGCUAUACUCCGUCUUCCCCACCGACGCACAUUCUGUGGAACCUUCAGUAGGGACCAAUAUCUGUACAACUAUUAGCAUAUCUUUCUGGAAGCCCUCUUGAGAUUCCGGUAUUUUCGCUAAUUUUCCGUUUCCUUUCAACAGCCAAAGAUGAUGGAGAAUCUUGAAGAGAAAUGGUGAUGGGCGCUGGAGGAGUCAAGAAUUAAGGCUUUGGUCCCGAUUUGGGAUGUGAAUUUGUUAAUGUACAAUGUUUUCUGUUAUGUUGUAGGUUAGGUAAUUUUAUUUAUUAAAUGCUAAUCUAGUUUGUCCUUCUUUGAGGUGCUGAAUCUUAAUAAAGAUUUGAAGUUACAAUGAAACGCAGGAGCAUUGGUUUCAAGAUUGCAAUUUUAUCGAAGCACAGGUGACAUUAAAGGCAUUCUGUAAUGUAGGUCUAGUUUUAUGGCCUAAUGGAAUGCAAAUGGAAAUCAUUGAGUGAUUUUUAUUUCUGCAAGAUUUUAAGUACUCAACUGGGUUUCAGAAUCCUUUGUGCUGUAGUUAGAGAUAAGUUUUUUGACAAUUCCAGGAAUGGUACAUAAGAUACUUUUUGUCUCAUCAAUACUGUUGUUUGUCCCGCUGCCAAAUCGUGGUUAUUAAUCCUCACGGAGAAGCUUCAUCUCCAAUGAAACACAAAUCUCUUCUUCUCUCUAGUGCCAAUAGAGUGAGGAUUGUAGUCUAUUUUUAUUGUAUUUUAUUGUUUAACUCAUUUUUUUUUUCAUUUUGAUGUCUUACUGUAACAUUUUUUAUCAUGGGACCAGGCUUUUUUAGUCCGUUCUUAUAUUUCUAGAUAUUGAAUUGAUUAUGAAAUUGUUUAAACUUUUAAGAUGUAUAGCUAUAUGCAACUGUGAUAAUUAUUGUAGAUUUAGGUGUUUUAUUGGGUUCUUAUAUGAUGUAAGUAUUCUUUUAUGAACAAAGAACCCAUUUUUAACCAAAAUGUCAUGUUGAAUUACACUUUGUAUUCUUUUAUACGGUAAAUAAAAGUGAAUGUAAUUU
Molecule: messenger RNA, 5382 nt
Organism: Macrobrachium nipponense
Lineage: Eukaryota; Metazoa; Arthropoda; Malacostraca; Decapoda; Palaemonidae
Product: innexin inx2-like
Exons: 3
Coding region: 2778-4109 (443 amino acids)
Cellular component (GO): plasma membrane; gap junction
Molecular function (GO): gap junction channel activity
Source: RefSeq, a predicted model, not a curated record